GGGCGUUCAAUUCAAUACACGUUUUCUCUGACAGUUGUGAUAUUACACGUCAUAAUUAAUAUAUUUGUUAUAACAUAUUAAUAUAUUUUCUGAUAAAUUUAUCAAUAAUUAAUUAGAAUAAUGGAAGCUCUUUAUCAUCAAACUAAUAAAUUAGUCCAAGAAACUCAACAUCUUUUCACACAACUUGACAGACGUUUGCCUAACCUUGAUCUGAAUGCUGUAGAAAGCGAUAUCAUCGCAAAAAUUAGUUUAAUUAAUAGCAAUUGUGAAAGAUUAGAUAUUCUGUGCAUGAAAGGACCCAUAUCACAGCGACAAAAUGCAAAAAUGCGAGUAGAUCAACUAAAGUAUGAUAGUCGUCAUCUUAGUGCAGCUUUAAAAUCUUGGAAAAAUCAACAAAUUCGUCGACAACAAGAAGAAAACGAACGCCAAGCAUUACUUGCUCGUGAAUUUACCACAAAUGAUCACAUAGAUAUUUUGAUUGAUCACAGUUUAGAAUAUAACAAUCGAAUGAAUAAUGCUAAUGAAGGAGUAAAUAAUCUUCUUCAACAUGGAUCAGGAAUUUUAGAAAAUUUACGGUCACAAAGACUGACACUAAAAGGUGCUCACAGACGUCUAGUGGAUAUUGGUAAUACUUUAGGAUUAUCAAAUACUACAAUGAGACUAAUUGAAACUCGAGCUCGUCAAGAUGGAUUCAUUUUAGUAGGAGGAAUUCUUUUCACAUGUUUUGUUAUAACGUUAGUAAUUAUUUAUAUGACGUAGUUUCAUUAUAAUCUUUCUUUUUGUAUGAUAUUGACAUUCCUUGAUAAAUCUAUUUGUAUAUAUUAAAAUAAUUAAAUAUCAAUUAUUAAUUAUUAUAUGUAGUUAAUAAUUCAA
Messenger RNA from Chelonus insularis, 873 nucleotides. It is a transcript of the gene Membrin, whose product is annotated as golgi SNAP receptor complex member 2. Gene Ontology annotation, cellular component: endoplasmic reticulum membrane; late endosome membrane; SNARE complex. Lineage: Eukaryota; Metazoa; Arthropoda; Insecta; Hymenoptera; Braconidae. The record is from RefSeq and is a predicted model, not a curated record. Gene Ontology annotation, molecular function: SNAP receptor activity; SNARE binding. Bases 121 to 759 code for a protein of 212 amino acids. The transcript is spliced from 2 exons. Gene Ontology annotation, biological process: vesicle fusion; vesicle-mediated transport.